Messenger RNA from Durio zibethinus, 2681 nucleotides. Its product is annotated as monocopper oxidase-like protein SKS1. Gene Ontology annotation, cellular component: plasma membrane. Gene Ontology annotation, molecular function: oxidoreductase activity; copper ion binding. NCBI's taxonomy places the organism in Eukaryota, Viridiplantae, Streptophyta, Magnoliopsida, Malvales, Malvaceae. The record is from RefSeq and is a predicted model, not a curated record.
CAGCCCUGUAUACUUUGUUCUUUUCCCACUACUUUUUCUUCAUACAUACUAUUACUAUAUAAAGAGCCCCUCUUUCUCUGUCUCUUUCCCAAUUUUUGUUGUGAAUCUCCUGUAAUAUUCCUUCUUGAUUUGCUUUUUCUUUUUUAUUUCUUUCAUUCCAUUCAAAUCUAAUUUCUUUGAAACAAAGAUAGAAAAAGCAAGAUUUUUUUUUAAUGUAAGAUGGCUCUGCUUCGAGUGUCUCUGUUUCUUUGGAUUCUCAUUACUCUGCUUUCAAGUCUCUGUUUUGCUGAAGACCCUUAUGUCUUCUAUGAUUUCAAACUCUCUUACAUCACCGUCUCUCCUUUUGGUGUUCCUCAACGGGUUAUAGCAGUUAAUGGAGCAUUUCCUGGUCCUGUUGUUAAUGCCACAACUAAUUACAAUGUGGCUAUUAAUGUUCAAAAUCAAUUGGACGAAAAUCUUUUGAUGACUUGGCCGGGAAUCCAAAUGCGGCGAAAUUCUUGGCAAGAUGGUGUUCUUGGUACAAAUUGUCCAAUUCAUCCCAAAAAGAAUUUUACUUACCAAUUUCAAGUUAAGGAUCAGAUUGGGAGCUUUUUCUACUUCCCCUCACUCAAUUUUCAAAGAGCAUCUGGUGGCUUUGGUCCCAUUGUUAUUAAUAACCGGAAAGUUGUAGCAAUUCCUUUUGCCCGACCGGAUGGUGACAUUGUCAUCUUGAUUGGUGACUGGUAUACCCAAAACCACACGGCAUUGAGAAACACUCUUGACUCUGGUGAAGAACUUGGGAUGCCAGAUGGAGUUCUCAUUAAUGGGAAGGGACCUUACCGAUAUAAUACAACUCUCGUACCUGAUGGUAUUGAAUACGAAACCAUUAAUGUCGAUCCAGGCAAAACUUAUCGCUUUCGUGUGCAUAAUGUUGGGAUAUCUACUAGUUUGAACUUUAGAAUUCAGGGCCAUAAUCUGCUCUUAGUCGAAACUGAGGGAUAUUAUACGACACAACAGAAUUUCACCAGCUUUGAUAUUCAUGUGGGACAGUCAUAUUCCUUUUUAGUUACCAUGGAUCAGAAUGCAACUACAGAUUACUACAUUGUGGCAAGUGCUAGGUUCGUGAAUGAAUCUGUUUGGGAAAGAGUAACAGGAGUGGCCAUCUUGCAUUAUUCCAAUUCAAAAGGACCAGCUACUGGUCCUCUGCCUGUUCCACCAAGUGAUAUUUACAACCAAUGGGCAGCAAUGAACCAGCCAAAGGCCAUCAGGCAAAAUACUUCUGCAAGUGGAGCUCGCCCAAAUCCGCAAGGCUCUUUUCACUAUGGUUCAAUUAAUGUGACUGACACAUAUGUGUUAUGGAGCUUGCCUCCAGUUAGGAUUGAUGGGCAGCUUCGUGCCACACUGAAUGGUAUCUCUUUCGUCAACCCUGAUACACCAAUCAGGCUAGCUGACCUGCACAAUGUAAAGGGUUCUUAUAAGCUGGAUUUCCCCAACAAGCCACUUAAUAGAACUCCCAAGAUGGACAGAUCUUUAAUUAAUGCUACAUACAAAGGAUUCAUAGAGGUUAUAUUGCAGAAUAAUGACACCAAAAUGCAGAGCUUUCACAUGGACGGAUAUGCAUUUUUUGUGGUUGGAAUGGACUUUGGUCAGUGGACUGAAAACAGCAGAAACAAUUAUAAUAAAUGGGAUGCAAUUUCACGCUGCACAACAGAGGUCUACCAGGGUGGAUGGACAGCAGUUCUUAUCUCUCUUGACAAUGUUGGAGUUUGGAACCUUAGAGUUGAAAACUUGGAAAGAUGGUAUCUAGGCCAAGAGACAUACAUCAGAAUUAUAAAUCCUGAGGAAAAUGGGGAGACAGAGAUGGCUCCACCUGAUAAUGUUCUUUAUUGUGGUGCCCUGCAGAGCUUGCAGAAGGAAUCGCAAAGCUCUUCUGCAAUGACAUUGCUCAGUGGGAACUCCAAAUUGUUUCUCACUUUAGUGGUCACAAUUUUAGCUUCUAUUUUCACUUUUAGCUGAUUGUAGGAAGCUGAUAAGUCAUAACAUCUUGUCUUCUUUCUGUAUGUUGGAGGGGUGUGUACCUAUUAACAGUUAUUUGUGUUACAAAAAGUGAUAGAUUAAGUGUGCAAGUUUUACAAUUGAUAAUACAAAUUCUUUUGGUGUUAGAAGUUUUACCUUUUUUUCUCUUUAGGUAUCUAUCAUUUUGUAAUUUAGGUCACUGGGGAUCCAUCAUUCUUAUGUACUUUCAAGUCACAUACUGGUGGUGCCUAACCAUUCUCAAUGCCAUUGAACUUCAUACUUGAAUUUAUUGCAUCAUGGUUAAAAUUUUUGCCUUGUGUGCCUCCUGAGUUAAUUUAUUGGUUUAGACGGCCCCUUGAAGUUUAUUUGCAAACAGAGCAAUUAUUUGAUUUCCUAUUGAUUAACAUGAUGCUAUUGAAUGUUGACAUAACUGGGGCUGGUAUUCUGUGUCUUGAUUCUGUAAGCAGAAUCUAUAUAAACUGGACAUUUUAAAAGAUUAUAGUUAGUUAUGGUCAACGUUAUAAUUUUCCUGAUUCUAUAACAUGCCUUUAAUCAUGAAGUUAUGGUAUCAUAAUCUCGAUUUAGAUUAAUUUUUAUAAAAUGAAUUAGUCAUCGACUUUCUGUAACUGCCUGGCGAUGUAGCUUUUAUAUGGAUUUCGGUUGUGAUCAAGUUUAGCUUGCGAGGA